AAAUUUUUUGGCUUCCAUUCAAAAAUCUUUGUUGGCCAGUCCGUUCUUUGGGCUUUUAUAAGUAAUCCAUAAUUUUAUUGCCAAAAUGCCGUCCGAUGCCGCUAAAAAGCGGCAAGCCAAGAAGAAAUCUCAAGCACAAGCCAGGGGAAAAUCUAAAAGUACGAACAAUGAUAAAGAAACGUCAAAAAGUGUUACAGAAAUUGUUACAAAUGGAUCGACAAAUGGCGAAUCUAUAGCAUCGUGUACCGGCGUUUUGGCUUCACAUCCGGAAUCGAGGGAUGUUCAUAUUGAAAAUUUCUCUAUAACUUUUCACGGAGUUGAACUCUUGGCUGAUACACGUUUGGAGCUAAACUGUGGUAGAAGAUAUGGUUUACUUGGCUUGAAUGGCUGCGGAAAGUCGACGUUAAUGAAUGUGAUUGCAAAUCGGGAGAUUCCUGUACCAGCACAUAUAGAUAUAUUUCAUCUAUCAAAUGAAAUGCCUGCCAGUGAAAAGACUGCAUUAGAAUGCGUUGUUGAAGUUAAUGAGGAAAGAGCUCGUCUUGAACAUGAGGCUGAAAUGCUAACAAGUGAGGGUGAUCAAGGAAGUGAGAGGUUGAUGUAUGUCUAUGAACGUCUUGAAGAACUUGAUGUUGAUAAAGCUGUAGCACAGGCUGCUCGUAUUCUUCAUGGCCUUGGCUUUACUGCAGCAAUGCAAAGAACAAAGACAAAAGAUUUUUCUGGUGGUUGGAGGAUGAGAAUUGCUUUAGCUAGGGCCCUCUUUGUUAGACCUACAUUGCUAUUACUUGAUGAACCCACCAAUCAUUUAGAUUUAGAUGCUUGUGUAUGGCUUGAAGAAGAGCUAAAACAAUACAAAAGAAUUUUAGUCAUAGUAUCACAUUCACAAGACUUUCUAAAUGGUGUUUGCACAAAUAUUAUACAUAUGCAAGAAAAAGCUCUUAAAUAUUACGGGGGUAAUUUUGACAGUUAUGUUAAAACAAGAGCAGAACUGGAAGAAAAUCAAAUGAAACAAUAUAACUGGGAACAAGACCAAAUGAAACACAUGAAGGAUUACAUUGCCAGAUUUGGUCAUGGCAGUGCUAAACUAGCAAGACAAGCUCAGAGUAAGGAGAAAGUUUUGGCUAAGAUGGUUGCAGGUGGUCUAACAGAAAAAGUUAAAAAGGAUAAGGUUAUUGCAUUUAGUUUUCCAAGUUGCGAAAAACUACAUCCACCUGUUAUUCAAGUACAACAUGUGUCUUUUAAAUAUUUAAAAGAUAAGCCAUAUCUGUAUAAAGACCUGGAUUUUGGUAUUGACUUGGACACAAGAUUGGCUUUAGUUGGACCUAAUGGUGCUGGGAAAAGUACGUUACUAAAACUUCUUGAUGGUUCACUAACACCAAGUGAUGGUCUUAUACGAAGACAUAACCAUCUCAAGAUUGGACGUUAUCAUCAGCAUCUACAAGAUAUGCUCGAUUUGGAGAUGUCUGCUGUUGCUUGGAUGAUGCAGUGUUUCCCAGAGGUGAAGGAGAUUGAUGAUAUGAGAAAGUCUAUUGGUAGAUAUGGUUUGAGCGGUAAACAACAGAUGUGUCCUAUGAAGAACUUAUCAGAUGGUCAACGUUGUCGUGUUGUUUUUGCAUGGUUGGCAUUUCAAGGUCCACAUCUUCUGUUACUUGAUGAACCUACUAAUCAUUUGGAUAUUGAAACAAUCGAUGCCCUAGCUGAUGCACUCAAUGAUUUUGAUGGAGGAAUGCUGUUGGUUAGCCACGAUUUUCGGCUCAUAAGUCAGGUCGCUAAAGAAAUAUGGGUGUGCGAGAAUAAAGCUGUGACUAAGUGGGAUGGUGAUAUCAUUUCUUAUAAACGGACUUUAAAGAAGAAAGUACAAAAAUAUGUUGUUGAAUAAAUAAACCUUUGGCUCUCGGUAGUAAAGGCUUCUAAUCGAAGAAGAAAUUGUAGUGAAACUGUCGUGAAAACUCCAUAUAUUGUAUUGUAGGUAACAUUCUGUUGUAUAAAAAUAUUUCUGUAAAUUAUUUUGUACAGUAAGAAUUUAUCAAUUUGCUAAAGUAUUUUGAACAGUAUAAGUAAUGAAUGAUAUGAAUGAAUGGAAUGAAUGUAUUUUGUAUAAAGUGCAUUCAAGAUUUUGAAAUUUAGAAUAAGGUACGAGUACUUGACCUAUCCAUAUAAAUACAUGAA
Molecule: messenger RNA, 2166 nt
Organism: Dendronephthya gigantea
Lineage: Eukaryota; Metazoa; Cnidaria; Anthozoa; Malacalcyonacea; Nephtheidae
Product: ATP-binding cassette sub-family F member 2-like
Exons: 11
Coding region: 86-1876 (596 amino acids)
Molecular function (GO): ATP binding; ATP hydrolysis activity
Source: RefSeq, a predicted model, not a curated record